GGUGAGCAAGGACGCAGACUUUGCAGCUCCCUCCGACACCAUUGUUGUAUUAUUGGCUUCUGAAGUUGUUGUUUUUUAUUUUGUCGACGGUUCAAAUAUGUCUACUGCUGAACACCAGGAAAGCGAUUGCAACAAACUGGAGUCUGUGAUACAGAGGCUGGAGGAGAGUGUUUUGUCCGAGGAGAAGAGGCUGACCGUGCGGGGACCCUCGCCGGAUGCGCCACCUACAUGUCUACCGGCCAGAGUUCGGGAGAUUGUAACCAAGAACCUUAACGAAAGCUCUCCAGGGGCAAUGUCCUCGCUCAUGUCUCUCCAGGAGGAGAACCGAAUCCUGCAGGGAGAGCUGGCCAAGCUGGAGGACCUGUUGUCCCACAGCAGAGCAGACCGGGAUGAGCUGGCCAUCAAGUACAGCGCAAUCAGCGAGAGGUUGGAGAAGGCCCUAUGUUUCGACUCGGGGGACGGCGACUGCGAUUCCUCCGAGUCUCGCAGCCUGGCUCAGCAGAACAUUGAUCUCCGCAGGCGGCUGGAUGAGGAGCAAGCAGCCUAUAAGAGAAAGCUCACCGCCUAUCAGGAGGGCCAGCAGAGGCAGGCGCAGCUCGUGCAGAAGUUGCAGGCGAAGGUGCUGCAGUACAAAAAGAGGUGCGGAGAUCUGGAGCAGAUGCUGCAGCAGAAGUCGUCAGUGUUUGAGAAACCCGGGCUGAGUGAUUCCAGUGAAGCAUCAAAUGGUCGCCAUCAAGACGAAUCCAGCAGCAACCUGGAGGAUGCUUUAAUCCGUCUGGAAGAAGAGCAACAGAGGAGCAGCAGUUUGUCUGCGGUGAACGCCAUGCUGAGGGAGCAGUUGGAGCAGGCCGGUUUGGCCAACGAGGCGCUAAGUCAGGACAUCCGCAGGCUCACCAUUGACUGGACCAAAGCCAGAGAAGAGCUGGAGCAGAAGGAGUUUGACUGGAGGAAAGAGGAAGAGUCUUUCCAUAGCUACUUCAGCAGUGAGCACGGACGCCUGCUUGCUCUGUGGCGACAAGUGGUCGGCUUCCGGAGGCACAUGUGUGAACUAAAGAGUACCACUGAGAGAGACUUGUCAGACAUGCGUAACGACCUGUCCCGAGCGUCGCACUGCGCUCAUGUAUCGUGCACAUCUUUGUGCGCGACGCUGCACAGUCGAGAGAAGACAACGGCGCUAGCCCUGGACCGUGAGAAAGCUCUGCGGGUCCAAAUGGAGCAGCAACUCAGUGAUCGAGUGUCGGAGAUGAUGAGCCUUCAGGCGAGAACGGACACAGAGAGAUGCGAGAUCAACGUCAGGCUGUCUGAGUCAGUGCGUGAAGGUGAAAGACUGAAGGGACAAAUAGAGGAGAAAGAGCGAGAACUUGUCCUCCUCUCCAGGAGGUUGGAGGAGCAGAGCAGCAAUGACGGGAGCGACCUGCAGCUGAUGAGAGCUCACACUGAGACACUACUGGACACUCUGCGGGACAUAGCUCAGACGGUUUUAUCAGAUGCAGAGUCGUCGUCGGAGGCAGACCAGGACAACUCCGCCGCUCCGCUGCUGGCCUUCAUCCACAGCCCGUCCCCCAGCGCUGCUUCUCAGAGGUCAGCCUCCCCCCCGAGGCUCACCUCUCUGUUUGCUCUCCCGGAGGCCACGCUGUCGGCGCUACGCUCGGCGGUCACAAACAAGACUCUCCAGCUGCAGGACGCUCGGGGGCGUUUGCUCUCUGCCCAGUCCUCCAUACAGCAUUUACGAAAGCAGCUCGCCGAAGCUGAUUUAGCCAAAAGGGAAGCAGACCAACGCAAUCAGAUGCUGCAGAGAGAGCGAGAUGCCGCCCAAAGGGACAGAGAGACCACACAACGGGAAAAAGACCGCCUUCGGCAGGAAAGAGACACUCUGGCCAGUGACAAAGUCAGCCUGGAAAAGAGCGUGCAGGCGGCACAAAGCGGCAAGCAGAACCUUCAGAUGGACUGCGAGAAGCUGCAGCUGACUCUGACGUCCAUGCAGCGGGAGAAAGACCACCAGAGGGAGGAGAAAGAGGCCGCCAUCCAGGAAAGGGACCGGGCCAAGGCCGAGGUGCAGAGGAUCCAGAAGCAUUGGGACCUGAGCGAAAGCCGAGCCUCAGUCCAGCGUGGCGAGCUGUCUGCAGUGAGGGAGACUCACCAGCAGGGAGAGGUUGAGAGGCAGCUGCUGGAGAGGGAGAAAGCCCAACUUUCUGAAGCACUUACCAGGGCCGAGAGCAGUAAUGCAGAACUUUCUCUGCUGGUCAAUAAGCUCCAGUCUGAAGACGCAGCACUCAGGGACUCUUUAGCCAAAAUGGGCAGCAUGAAUGAGGCGCUGUCCCAAGACAAAGUGGACCUGAACAGCUACAUCCUCCAGCUGGAGGAAGAGAAGACGCUGCUGCAUGCUCAGAAACGCGAGGCCGAGCAGGAGAAGCUGACCAUCAGGGAUGAGCUGGUGCGGUUGGAGCAGGACCGGAUGGAGCUGGACUCUGCCCGCAUCACUUUGCGUCAAUCCCUGCAGGACACGGAGCUGAGCCGCGUGGGAAUGGAGGCGGAGCUCCAGAGUCUCCGAACGGAGAGGCUCAAGCUGCAAGAGAGAAUCCCACAGCUGUGUGCAGACGUAACCUCCUUGGGUUCCGAGUUAAGCCUCGCCAGAGGAGAGUGCCAACGCAACGAAGCAGUCCUGGAGGAGGUCAGUCGCGCACGGGCGGAACUGGCCCGAGACAAAGCAUCACUUCUUGUCCAGCUGACUGCGUCCGAGAGAGACAACAGCGCACUGUCAGAAGAACUGGCCGCUUACAGGUCCGAACGCGAGUCUCUGGAGAACAGCCUUUUUGAGUUGCAGCAGCAGCUCGCUCAGGUGGAAUCCCACAAGGAGCAGCUGGAAUCAAACAACCAAAAACUGAGAGUGCAGUGUGACACGGCAACAGCUGAGCUGCGGCGUACUCGCUCUGACGUUGAGAGCGCAUUGACCCAGCUGGAUAAGGAGAAACAAGCGCUGACUCAGACCCUGAAUGCAGCACAGCUGGAGGCCCAGCAGGUUUUGCGCAAGGCCAUCUGCGAACAUCAGGAGGAGGUGGAGAAGCUUGUCUCAGAAAAGGAGGUCCUGCGACAGAGUCUCACAGCAUCCCAUGGCGGCGCUCUGAGGAAGCUGAGGCAGGAGGUGGAUGAUGAGCUGCAUAAAGCACAGAGAGAGAGGGAGGAGCUGCAGAGCCAGCUGAGGACUCUGCAGCAUGAUCGAGAUCAGAGUCUCCUACAGGCCGAAACGGAGAAGCAACAGUCUCUGUCUCUGAAGGAGGCAGAGAAAGCGGCGCUGUGCGACAGAGUGUCCAGUCUGCAGGCCGAGCUGGCGGCUGCCGCCCUCGAUUUCGAGCGCAAAGCCCGAGCGGCGGCUCUCUGCAAAGAACAAGAGCAGGCCAGAGUCGGUGCUCUAACCAGCGAGCUGCAGGAGAUUCGCUCUCGGCUUGAGGACGCGUCGUCUCUUCACGAAAGGGAACUUCACAGUCUGCGAGAGAAUCUGAGUGACUUUGAGUCCCGCGCUGACACUGCUGCCAAAGAGCUGGACAAGUGCAAGGCUUCUCUCGCAGCCAGCGAGGAGAGCCGAGAUCAGCUCAGACGAGACAUCCUGGAGGCGGAGCGUCGUCUCAACCAAGCUCAGGACGAGGCUGAAAAUUACCGGAGGGAAGGGACAGAAGUGCGCCGCAGCCUGAGUGACGUCUCCAAGGAGAGAGAUGCCCUCAGCCUCUCCAACGCUCAACUGAGGGAAAGUCUUCGAGGGGCAGAGACUGAGAGGAUCAGUGUGAAGCGACAGUGCGAAGAGAAGGAGCAGAGGCUGACUGUGCUGCAGGAGAAUUUUUCCUGCGCUCAGAAGGAGGUGACAGAGCUGCGCAGCUGCCUGAGGGAGGUUGAAAGGUCACGACUGGAGGCCCGACGAGAACUCCAGGAGCUGCGCAGACAGCUGAAGGUUCUGGAUGGAGAGAAGGAUCAGAAAGAGAGGGAGGUGGCCGAGCUGCAGACUCGCUUGUCCCUGGAGGAGCAGAGAGAGCAGGAGAGAGGGAAGGAGCUUUUUAUCUUCAAGCAGAAGUUAACUGAAGCAGAAGCAGCUGGAGACUCUCUCAAAAGAGAGCUCUCCCUGCUUCAGAAGCAGCUUGCCGAGUCCGAGUCAGGCUGGCGGCACUGCGAGAGAGAACUGACGGCUCAGCUCCAAGACGCUCGAGGUGGCGAGAAGAAGCUGCAGGACGAGGCCAAGAACCUGGCCCUGCGCGCUCAGGCCGCCCAGGACUCGGCCAGUGCGUAUAGCCUGCAGCUGAGCGAGGCACAGGGCCGCCUGGCAGGUACAGAGGCCGAGCUAGCGCGGGCCGAGGUCUGCAGGAGGGACCUGGAGUUCCGCCUGAGUGGCCUCCAGUCGACACUGACCAGAACGCUUGGAAUUGGAGCGAGAGGGGUCAGGGGGCGGAGCCCGGCAGGGAGCUCUGCAUCACCUGGCCCCAUGUCACGCCAUCACAGCAUUUCACCCCUACGCUCUUCUCUGUCCCCCCCUAAAGAAUUCCACACCAGCACCCCUGACAACACUUUGGGCUCCAGAGCUGUGUCUCCUGAGAGAGGGGACACACCUCUGCCUCUCUCACCCCCUCAGGCAGAGCUGGACACUGACACUCUGAGAAGUGGUCUCAAGGACUUCCUCCAGGAGCUCCGCGAUGCACACAGAGAGCGGGACGAAGCCCUGCGCCAGAUGGGGGCUCUGCAGCACGAGGUAGACCAGCUGCGGGUGGACGGAGACUUGGCACAGUGCCGCCUCACUCUGCUGCAGAAGACCGUACAAGAACACCAAGAAGGUAAACGAGGGCUGGAUGAGCGCCUGACGCACACUCAGCUGCAGCUCCAUCAGCAGGAGGAGGCUGCCAGGAGAGGCGACCGAGAGAGGAGAGCGCUCGCCGAGCAGGUGAAGGAGCUGGAGCGUGUGCUGCAGGCCUGCGAGAAGGAGAAGCAACACAUGCAGGAUAAACUGGACAAGCAGCGAGCUGUCGAGGUGCGUCUGGAAGCUGAGAGGAGGCGCCUGCGGGAGGCGCUGGAGUCGGCCGAAACGCGGGCCACCAGGGUGGAGGUAGGCAGGCGGAGUCUGGAGGGCGAGCUGCAAAGACUGAGACUGAGCCUGGGGGACCGGGAGGUCGAGAGCCAGGCCUCGCAUGAUCGUCAUGAUACUCUGCUGAAACAGGUAGCAGACGGAGAAGCCAGAGUGUCGCUGCUUCUACGGGAGGUGGACCGUCUGAGUCAGGCUCUGCUCAAAGCGGAAGAAAACGAAGCUCUGCUGCGAGAGAAGAACACCUGCCUUAAUCAGAGCCUGCAGGAGUUGGUGGCCGCUCACGGCGCCACUCAGAGUCGCCUGACUUCUCUGCAGAACACUUUGAGCAUGACGGAGCAGGAGAAACAGCACCUGCAGGAGCGAAUCGACGAGUCACGGGGGUCGCUGGCCGAAGCGAGACGCAACAUGGCCGCCCUGAACGAGCGCAUGCACGAUGUGCAGAGCGAGCUGAAUCACAGCGAGCUGCAAUGUGAAGAACUGGCGACAGAGGUCACCAAGGCCCAAGAGGCUCUGCGUCAGCGUACGGCCAGCCUCACCGAGGCCCAGCGCGGCGCCCAGACGGCUCAGACGGAGCGGGCUGCCAUGGAGGAGCGCCUUCGGGGGCUGCAGAGGGCCGUCGCUAUGCUGGAGACGGAGAAGAAGGAUGCCGAGAGGCAGGCUGUGAGGCUGGAGAAGGAUAAGAAUGCCUUGAGGAACACACUUGAUAAGGUUGAGCGUCAGAAGCUGAAGAGCGAGGAGGGCAGCAUGCGUCUUUCUGCCGAAAGAAACCGCCUGGAUCGCUCGCUGAACACAACAGAACAGGAGCUGCAGGAAGCCCAGCAGCAGAUCCUCAUGCUGCAGACGCAGAUGGCUGACAUGGAACAGUCGCAAAGCGUAUGUGAGAGUUUGGCCAGGCAGCGCGAUGACACUCAGCAGGAGGCCGAGAGGCUGAGAGCCAGCUUCAGGGACCUGGAGAGGACUCUGGGCUCCAGGGAGCGCACACACAGGCACAGGGUCAAAGGUCUGGAGGAGCAGGUGUCCACGUUGAAGGAUCAGCUGCAACAGGAGAUGAAACGACGUCAGCCUUCACUUCCCUCCUCCUUCUUGUCCACCACCAGCUGAGAGGUGACCACCAAGAAGGCAAGAUGUCCUGAAACUUGCUUAUAUAACCCUAACUUCUAUAUGACGUUACGUAAACGAGACACCAUUUUAGUGCUUUGGUAUGAAUGUAAAGUAAUAUUUUUGUAUUUGGCUUUCCCAUGCAUUUUUUUUAUUUAGCUGCUAUGUCGUCUUAUUCUCUGGCAGACCAGGUGCAUUAAAAACAAAGUUAUGCCAUCUACUGAACGGGUUUGGAAUGACGAGCUACAUUCACUACUACAGUCCCAAUAUGUGUUUAUGUAGUGCCAAAUCUAUUUGUGGCGGUCCAAAUUGCAUUGGAAAAUACUGGUAAAAGGGAAGUGAAGGCUGACGUCGUUUCAGUAAAAACAACAACUUUAUUAUUACCUCUGUCUUCAUAGUGAACACUUUAACAAAGCAGUAGUAGCGCUGAUCAAAGCAUUUUGGUAGAAAAAGCUUCUUUAUCUUCUGCUUUUUGGAAAAGGACACCAUAGUACAGUACAAAUACAAAGCCAUUUAAUAGGGUGAGAAAGUGGGGGGCCUGUAAUACACAGCACCAGUGUGAUGGUUUAUAGCACCAUUGGUUUGUACAAUCAUCACGCUUCUUUGGAGUAUAAUCAAACAUACACACGGGCUCAUACAUGUACAAGUACAAGACGUUGUAGGACAUCAUCAUCAUCGGCAGCAUCAGCACCCGCCGCCGCAGCUCUUCCCGCAGCUUCCUCCCACCGACCCACAGUGGCCGCUCACCGCCGCCACGCCACAGCGGGAGAACUGGUCCCGACACAGGUCCGCUGAACGCGGUCAAAGAACACAUUAUGGGCUUGAUAUAACGCCACCAAAAACAACUCACAUGCCAGAAUCCUAAGGACAAAAAAUGUCCACAAUAUUUUUGAUGCUUUUUUCCAUAUUCACAGUGAAUCUUUCAAAAUGUUUUCAGCCUGAAACAGACUUUUCAAAAAUUACAUUUUAUUUUUUUAACUUUUUAAGGUCCGGCAUGUUUACAGGACCACCGUUUUUAUAAUAAAAACGGGUCUCUGUUGUGGUAUUUUAGGCUCCAUAUUGCGCCACACAUUUUCAAUGGGAGACAGGACUGGACUACAGGCAGGCCAGUCUAGUACCCACACUCUUUUACUAUGAAGCCACGCUGUUGUAACACGUGGCUUGGUCUAUAUCUUGCUGAAAUAAGCAGGGGCGUCCAUGAUAACAUUGCUUGGAUGUCAACAUAUGUUGCUCCAAAACCUGUAUGUACCUUUCAGCAUUAAUGGUGCCUUCACAGAUGUGUAAGUUACCCAUGCCAUCCUAAGGACAAAAAAUGUCCGCUUCCCAAAAAUAUCCACAAUAUUUUUUAUGGUUUUUUUUCCAUAUUCACAGUGAAUCUUUCAAAACUUUUUUAACCUGAAACAGACUUAUCAAAAAUUAUAUUUUAUGUUUUUAACUUUUUAAGGUCAGGCAUGUUUACAGGACCACCGUUUUUAUAAUAAGAAAACAUACAUUUAUAAUAUGAUUGUGUGGGUAUUUUAUUAAGUAAUACAAUAUUUUGACAAUGAAUAAUAAAAACAUGCUGACUUAAAACAGCUGUAAAGAUAUUAUAUUAUACCGUAAAUUAAUUAUUCCUACUUUAAACAAGUCAGUCUCACAGAACUACAUUAGCCUACAAUAUGCAAGUAAUCAUCAUAUUUUGGGAAUUUUAACUCUUUAAAGCUUUCCAGUUUUUUAAUUGAAAAAAAGCUAAAAUAAAAGUACACACUUUUUUAAAAUCAUUUCAGUUGCAGAAAAUGGCAAAAGUUGUCAAUUUUGUUGCAUGCUUUAAAUGGGAAAAAAUAGUGCCACCUGGUGGACAAAUAUUGUUUUGUUUUAUUUGAAAGCCAGUAGACCAAAUUAAAAUAUUAACAUUAGUUAACUUUAGUUGAAUAAAAGUAGUCAAACAAGCAUUAUCAACUGGAUAUUUUUGGUUGCAAGAAACAAAUGUGUUAGUUUCUGUGUAGUGUUGCCAUUUUAACAUUAUUUAAAGGAAUAGAGAUGACAAUUCUAAAAACAUUUUAAAAAUGCAUAUCCUCAAAUUGUAAAAUUACAUUAAUAUUACUUCAACACAGCCAGAGUUUAUAGCGAAAAAAUUUGAUCCGGCACAAAAUUUUCCUAAGGGUCUCUUUAGCGUUUUUCUAAUCGUAGCAGAGCGCCACCUGUUGGUUGGGUUGUGUACUGCAUGAAUUGUCAGCUUUGCUGUUACAACUCUGAUGCAGAAACACUGCAGGAUGUCAGGAUUGUGUUGAACUCACCCCUGAGCAGCUCCUCGUGAGCACACACGGUCCUCACACACACCUCCCUGUUGAUGACGUACACCCGUCUCAAACUGCAACACAACAAGGUGAAGCCAUAAAGCAAUUAUUAUAUUCAUUUAAAAAAACACAGCAUUCAUGACCAAAGUGUACACCAUCAUAAAUGACUAAUGUAUAUUUUGCACAUGACAUUUGUCCUGCAUUUUCCUCUUAGAAAUUAACCACAUUAUGUGCACUAGCUGUUCUUAUUUGUCAUUGUUUUAGAAAUGCUGUUCAUGCAAUUAGCUAAAAUGACCACAAAAACAAUUGUUGCGUCAAGCUUUUUUUAUUUUUUUUUACUUUUAUUUUUUUUAUGGUGGAAAGUACACUUUGUAAUUUCAACAACAGUAAACAAACGAAAAGGCAAACGUCUAAAUCACAAGCGUUGAGUCACACUCUGUACUCGCUUUAACGCAGCCUGAUGGCUUCUAGCCUCACGUUUGUUUUGUUUAUGUAAGCAUGAUGAGGAUAUUGUUAUUAUUAUUAUAAGUAUCAUUACAAGGAGAAAAAACAAACCAGCAAAGAAAGACAAUGGUAAUAAUAAAUACAAAUAAAAGUUAAAAGUUAUUCAAUGUAAUACAAGAAAUACAUAUAUUGUACUGGUAUGUCAUUUAAAAAACUAUGUACAAACAUUGUAUUGAAAAACAGUGAAGUGAGUUUUUGUUAAGCUUAUUCUGUAAAAUAAAUAGUGAAAACAUCCCCUCAAUAAUAAAAUAAUAGUAUAAAUAACGUGGAAUGUAUAUAUAACCUGUAUAUCAGACUAAACGAUAGUACGUUUUAUUAAACUGUUCCUAAUAAAGUGUCCAGUGUUUGUGUAUGUUGUCGUUAUUAUUAUUAUUAUUGUUGUUAUUCUGCAUCCUGCAAAAAUUUAGCCUUUUUAUUAUUUGUUUUACUUGAAAUAUUUUGACCAACAUUAAAGUAUCAAAUGAGGUCUUUAAAAAUGAAAAUGCCUUACUGUAGAACCUGUUCAAGUCAAUGCUGCUUAUGUUGACAACUUAUCAAGUAUCGACAUGCAAGCUUUUGUCCACAUCAGUCUGUUUGUGUGUUGUAGUAUUGUCUACUUCACAGGUGUCAAACUCAAGGCCCAGGGGCCAGAUGUGGCCCGCCACUUCAUUUUAUUUGGCCCUCGAAAGCCUGCAAAUAUGUAUCAAAGUACUGUAACUUUUCUUACUAAAUGUAUUAUUUCUUUAAAAAUAUAUGCACUCCAUGUUAACUUAAAUAUUGUCUAAUAAUGCAAAAAUGUAUUAUCAAACAUUCAAACCAUUUUUUAAAUAGAAAUAAAUACUAAUAAUGAUUUCAAAGCAAGUUAUCCAUCAAUUGGUGCAAUGUAAAAGUAGCAAUAGAUUUCAUGGUAAAAUUGUGAAAUUUACUGUGGUUUUUACAGCAUUUUUCUCUAAAUGGGAAAAAAAACCCUGCUUUUUUUACUGUAAUAAAGUGUGGUUUCGUUUUGGCAUUUACAGUAAUACACCGAAAAAUCUACAGUUGUUGAUGUGCGGUAAAAAACAGACAGCUCAGGUGCCAAAAUUUUACUGUAAAAUUGCAGUUUUUUUAUUGACCGUAAAAAAAAACGAAUGUAAAUUAUGCAGUAAAAUUUUGGCAACUGAGCUGUCUUUUUUUUUUUACCAUAAAAACAGACUGUUUUUUCAUUUACAGUAAUAUACACCAAAUUUUGAGGUGAAAUUAUGGCAACUUACCAUAUAUUUUUUUACAUUUUAGUUUUAAAAAAAAAAACAACUAAUAAAAUGCAUUGUGUAAUAAUAGUAUUCACUGCUAGAAGCUGCCAAACAUAACUGUGAUGUGGCCCUCAGUGAAAACGACUUUGAAACCUCUGGUCUACUUCAUCGAUAUCGCAAAGCAGCAGCACAAAUUACUGUCUCGUUACACAACAGUAAAACAAAAACACAGUGGCUUCCUGUUCAGUGCAAAUAAAGUUUCAAAAUAAAAGCAUGGCCGUAUUUAGCUGUAUUCUACCACACCAACUAACAAAAUGGUACCAAUUUUUUUUUUUUUAAUUGUUAGCCACCAUAACGAAGAUUUGCGCAUACUUAUAAGGUAUAACGUCAAUGUGCAAGCAAAGGUUUUUGCUUAUGUGGACCUCAGUCAGCCGGUCCAAAGGGCCUCGACUUAAACGAGUUCCACUCUAGUAACCUAAAUAGAAGACAACCCCUUUUUCAGGACCAUUUAUAUGUUUUCACUUCAGUGUUGUUUGCUAACAACUAGGGGUGUCCCAAUCCAAUAUUACUAUUAGGAGCUAGCAGCUACACAACAGCUAAGCACACAACAUUUGUCAAUAUAAACAAAUAGGGGUGUCCUGAUCUGAUAUUGAUAUCUGAUAUCUGUCUGAUAUCAGAUGUAAAGCAAGAAUUGGAUGAUAUCAGCUUGCAUCCAAAAUAUUCGAUAUAAGCUCCAAUACAGCCCAUUUACUUCUAAAUAUAUUCCAAUAAUCACACAAGGUUGGUCUUUUUUUGUAUUUUAGUCCAGUCAUUUACAGAAGAUAAACAUGGUAGGCUAUAGGCUACUUGGAGCUAGCAGCUACACAACAGCUAAGCACACAAUAGCACACAAGCUAGAUACUACUCAGUGGCCUAGUGGUUAGAGUGUCCGCCCUGAGAUCGGUAGGUUGUGAGUUCAAACCCCGGCCGAGUCAUACCAAAGACUAUAAAAAUGGGACCCAUUUACCUCCCUGCUUGGCACUCAGCAUCAAGGGUUGGAAUUGGGGGUUAAAUCACCAAAAAUGAUUCCCGGGCGCGGCACCGCUGCUGCCCACUGCUCCCCUCACCUCCCAGGGGGUGAACAAGGGGAUGGGUCAAAUGCAGAGGACAAAUUUCACCACACCUGGUGUGUGUGUGACAAUCAUUGGUACUUUAACUUAACUUAACAUGUAACACAUGUCUUUCAUUGAACAAUAUUGCAGUCUAAAACAGCACAUUUGUCAACAUAAACAAAUAUCAAAUAAUUAUACUUGUAUAUUACACACACAGAGUCUCCAAGGCAGAAGUGUGUUAGAUUGUACCCAGUAACAAACAGGUCUGCAUCUGGUAACUGGUCUUUUAUUGUAUUUUAGUCCAAUCAUUUACAAAAUGUAAACAUGGUAGGCUAUAGGCUACUAUGAGCUAGCACAGACCUGGGCAUUGUACGGCCCGCGGGCCGCAUCCGGCCCUUUGCGCAUCCCUGUCCGGCCCGCGUGAGGCCAAUCAUAAAUUAC
Molecule: messenger RNA, 11680 nt
Organism: Entelurus aequoreus (snake pipefish)
Lineage: Eukaryota; Metazoa; Chordata; Actinopteri; Syngnathiformes; Syngnathidae
Product: rootletin-like
Source: RefSeq, a predicted model, not a curated record